AAGCCUUGUCAGCGCUGUUGGUCUCGCUGCGACCAAUGGCGGAUGCGCCGCCGCAGGCCGACGGCGCCACCGCCGCCGCCAGCGGCAGCGGCCUUCGUCUCCGCAGCCGCGGAGUCGUCGAGGCGCUGCUGGCGGCGCAUGCCGUCACGGCGCUAUCGUACGACAGCCUGGCGGCGUCGCUAGCUGGCGGCGCCGCCGCAGGGACGUCAGGCGUGCCUGGCGCGCCGUCGGGCUUGCAGGAGUUGCUGCCAGCUCGGCUCGCAGCGGCAGCGGCUCUGGGUGCAUGGCUGGAGGCGGGUUGGGAGCCCGCCGUGUUGCCAGCGGCCUUUGGUUUCGCACAUAGCUACCGUAAAGACGUUGCCGCUGAUAAGGCCCAUCUUGGGCUUGCAUACGUGCUUGGCAGCAUGGGCGGCGGCGGCGGAGAUACCGAGGGCGGCGGAGGCUCAGCGGCAGCGGCGGCGGCGGAGCGUGAGCCCGCUAGCACGUGUUUGUCUCCGGAGCAGAGCUACUGCCUGAUCUGCUUGCUGGCGGAUAUGUGUCCCCGAGAGUGGCCGCCGCCGCCGACGCCAGGGCAGCAGCAGAGCGCGACGUUCCCGCCGCCAUCCAGCAUGACCAAGAGGUCCCAGUUGGCAAGCGCCCUAGAAACCGUAUCCAACCAGUUCCUGCGGCUGCUCUCCUUCGGCUAUAACUCGGAGUCCCGACUUCUUCGCUGCGCCACGGUUCGCAUGGUGGUCAAGGCAGCGGGCCUGGGCGGCGGCAUGCCAACCUUCCUGGCGCCUCCGCUGGUGGAAGCGCUGGCGGCGCUCGUUCGCGGCGGCGGCGGCGCCGGCGCGGCGGCGAGUACGGGGGUGCUGACGGAUGCGCGGCGGCUGCUGGAGGUGCUCGUACCGCUGGCAUACAAGCCCACCAUCAAGGCCGCUCUUCUGGACGCCCGAGCUGUCAGCGUCCUCUCGCGCUUCAUCCACAAGCUCGUCUCCUCCUCCAUCAUGCCCGGGUCCUCUGCAGCCGGCGGCGGCGGUGGUGCUGGUGGCGGCGGCGGCGGUCCUGGCGAGGCGGCGGAGGUGCCGGUGGUGGCGGGUCAGGCGCUGGAGGCGCUGCGACUGUUGGCGGAUCCCGACCUGUCGCUGUCGCCGGGGGCACCUCGGGAGAAGCGACUGCAGGAGGACGUCCCCGCCGUGCCCGAGGCCACGGCGCUGGUGACGGCGUUGCUCAGCUGCCUGCCCUUCCUGGGCGCCAACGCGAGCCUGGGGGCGCUGCUGCUGGCGGGUCCCUCCUUCGGGCUGGUGACGUAUCCGGCGGGUCGGGCGGCGGUACGGCAGGGGGCGGCCAAGUGGCACAGCGCGCAGGCCGGUAUCGGUGCGGGCGGCGGCAGCGACCUGGCUCGCAUGGUGGAGGCGCUGCGCUGGGCGGCGAGCCGACUGCGGUCGUCUGCGGAGAGCGCGCGGUCGUCGGCGGGUCCCGGACCCAUGGGUCAGGAGGGCAUGACGGUGGCAGCGGCGUGCACCGAGGUGGCAUCGAAGCUGGAGGAGGUGGCAGCGUCGACGACGGAAGCCGACAUUGACGCCGAGUUCCCGCCGCCGCCGCCAGCACCGCAGCGUUACGUCGCAGCCGUUGCAGCUGCGACCGAAGCGGCAACCGCCAGUGCUGCUGGGUCGGCGGCGGUAGAGGACGCUGAUGCUGCCGAGGAGGGCGCAGGAGCUGCCGCUGCUGCUUGGGCUUGGCCUGCCGUCUGCGACAAUGCGACUCAGUCGUUCUGGCGCUACUGCCGCGCGCGUGUUGUGCGUGGCAACGUCAGCAAGAAGCUGUCCAGGUGGGACUGCGGACCCCCGGGUGUGGAGCUUUCUGUGGCAUCGCUGCUGCCCUCGGAGCCGCUUUCCCGCCGCCGCCGCCAGCGAGACGUGCCACGGCCCUCCGGUGCAGUCGCGAAGCCAAGUGCUGCCGGCGCCGCCACGGCCGCCGGCGGGGCUGGCUCCGCCGCCGGCGCGGCCGGCGCCGCCGCCACCACCGCCGCUAGCGCUCCUGACGACGACAUCCCCAUUGUGACGGCGCCCCGCCGCCGCGGCGACAUGCGCGCUCGAGGCAGUAGCAGUCGCGCGCCGUCAAAGCACGUGGACGACUACCAACGGAUGGCUGCGGGGCCUCCGACGGUGACGGCGCCCGGCGGCGCCGCCGCCGCCAACGCGCAAGGCGUCAACUCGCCCUCGCCGCCGCGCGGCGCAGGCGGCCCAAUGGCCGGCCCUCGGCCGCCGAUGGGCCCGCCGCCGCCGCGGCCUCCGCCGGGACCGCCGCCCGCGGGUAUGCCUGGCGGCGCCGGCGGCGCCGGAGGUGGAGGGCAACAGCUGCCAGGACCUCCUAGUACGUCCGCCGGCAACAGCGGCGGCAUGGGUAUGGGCAUGGGUAUGGGCAUGGGUGGCUUCCGGGGCCCUGCGCUGCAGCCCCUGCCUAGCGUGGAUGCGGAUUCCCUGUACGACGAUCUGUUCGCACCGACCCCUGGGUCAGCAGGCGGCGGCGGGGGUCUGGGCGUGGGGCGUACGGCAUCCGGCGGAAGCGCGCUGACGUCGGUUAGGAGCGGCAGCUCGGGAUCCGGCACGGGUGGUUUCGGAGGAGGAGGAGUAGGAGGUGGAAUGCAGCAGCAGCAACGGCGUCCAUCGGUCCAACAGCAGCAGCAGCAGCAGGGUGACAUUGGGGAUGCGCUUUAUGCGGAUCUACAGCCCUCGCAGCAGCAGCUGCCACCUCCGCCUCCGUUGCCUGCACAACUGCAGCAGCAACAGCAGCAGCUGCUGAUGCAGUCGGCUGCAGGUGCCGGGGUCCCCGGUCCCGCGGCGGCUGGGAUGACAUCGCAACAGCUUGCGACCCUCCUGCGCGACCCGGACAAGCUCCGAGCACUGCUGGCGACCAACCCCGCCCUCGCCGCCAUCAUCGCGCAGAACGCCUCAUCCAUGGGCUUGAACCUGCAGGCGCUGCAGCGCUGAUAGUGCCGUCGAGUAACGCAGCUGGGUUGAUGACCCGCGGGUCUCUGUCUCCGUUGACGGGCGUCACCUCUGUCAAGGGCGGAGGUUGGCGGUUCCCCAGAUGCUGCGGAGCGGGGAAUAUGUUCCUGUUGUUAUUAUUUUGUAGGGGCUUUUGAAGGUGGGGUACUCCAGUAGUAAUGGCGGGUGAUGAUGAUGGUUAGUGCAAUCAGCACAUGCCGACGAUGCGUGUUGGGGCAAGUUGGGAACGUUUCAACCUGGGAAGGGGUUUCAAGGUGUUUGUGGAUUACCCAUUACCGGUAUGCCACGCAAUGCGGGUUAGGUUGCUGCCGCUGCUGCCUGCUGCCGGGCUGCUGGCUGGCUGCGCUGCUUUCUUUGGCUGUGCUGGGUGGGGGUGGUACAUGCACCAUGCACCGUAAGCCCGUCCUUAGGGGACCUCCAAGGUGCUCUACAGUCACCUGGCAGUGGGGAGUACACUACAUGGGCUCGUUGGCAGUAGAGAGGUAUCGGUGGGCGGUGCGGUUUCUUGGGGGGGCCUGUUUCUGGUGCUCUCCACCGGCAGUAGGAGAUUAUCCGUGGGGAACGGUGUGGUAAAGGAGCAGUGGGUGGAGCUGCUGCUGAGUUCUGUCGGUAUGCCGGUGUCGGUGGAAGCGGUCAAGUGAGGGAGGCCGACUCGGGGGGGGCCGACUCAGGGAGGAAGGAGCUGCUGGGGCUUCUUUUCAUGUCGCUUGCAUUGGAGAUGGAGCAGGUAGAGGUAGAGGACCGGUAGGAGGACCUGUUAUUGGGGAAUUAGUCCUGGCGUCGUGAUUGCACAAGGGGUUAUGUGGCUGGUGUUUUGGUGGAGGUGUAAGCAGUGAAAGGGAGGGGUUGAGGGAUAGGUCGGUGGUGAGCGUUUGGUUCUGUACAUGUUACAUACAAAGGCGGGGGCAUAAGUAAGGCGUCUUUUUGCGUUGGGUGGCGGAAAGGAUAUAGUUGAUAUAGUUGAUAUUACCGGGAGCCAAACUUGUGGAGGGCAAGGGUCUGGGCUAGGGAGGGGAGCAACCCCAAUGUCGGCACCGUACCAAAACCCCUGUUUCGGGAGGCUAGGAAUCCUAUUAAGGCAUACGUCGCUGGUAACACUUAGCCCGGUUGCGGGGCAGGAAGUGCAAGCCAGAGGUGCAUAUAAUGAAAAAAAGGACUUGGGUAGGGGUUUGCGGUUGAGGAUUACAAGCCGUGAGUUGGCUUUUGGCCCGGUAUUAACAGAACGCUGGGAGGUAAUGGGAAGUAAGGCCUGUGCUGAAAGCUUAACGGAAGGCGCAUGCCUAAAUGCCUUAAAAAUGCCUGUGUUGGCAACAACCGGUGUUGGGAAUGUGCCGAGCUUGCAUAUCCGAACUAGACACGUGGCUUUGCAUCUUUGAUCCCGGAUCUAAAUUUAGCUGUGUAUUGUACGCGAUGCCAUUUCAGGACUCGUGACACAAAUGCCGUGCGGAGAGCAACAUGCAUGCAACGUGAUAUUGGCAAGAAAUGCUUAUACCGGCGUUGACAAUGUCGGCAAUACUUUAGCUACGGAACAGUACUGAACACAAUGAAUAACAUUUGACACCGUAAUUGCGUUAUUGUCAUAUCGUGGUCCUUCAAAAGGGCGCAAACGACGGACGUGGAAUAGGGUGGCAUUCUGGCAUAUACUCCUAUUCUUCUGCACUGUUGCAGCUUUCUUAAUGUCUAAACUGAACUUGUAAGGGCCGAGGAUCCAUCUUUGGGAUGGAAAGCGACGACCUUGAGAAUGGCAACAACCCUACAAGCAGCACCGAUCUUUUGGCGUUGUUACCUCCGCAGCUCCUUCUCGAAAACGUUCUCCCCUUCCUGGAGGCAGAGGAUGCCGUUCGACUGGGCAGCUGCUGCCGAUACCUCCGUACGACAGCCUUCACAGACGAGAUCUGGAAGCCGAGGUGUGAGGCACUCCGUUGGGGGCCCUUUCCUCGCGGGAUGACCUGGCAGGCGGGUUUCAGCUCUCGUCGCCAGUCGCUGUGCGUUGAGUGUGGAGCUCCCAGCCGAUAUGCGUUUGCACUGCUGGGGUGUCGCUUGUGUGAAGGCUGCGAGCAUAAGAACCCACGCUACGGGCUCGUCACAGCGCUAGAGGCGACAGAGCGGUACGGACUGCCGUACUCGGCGGUAGCAGCCCUGCCGUACCAUGAGGCCUGUCGUACGCGCUUUUACCUUCGGUCCACUGUGGUCGACAUGUCGGCGUCGCUGAUGACCCAUGGGUCAGCGACUGGUGACCGAGUCCGCCCCAAUGAGGGGGCCGUCGCUACUGGAGAAGAUGGAGGCGAAGAGGAGGAGGAAGAGGCAGAAGCGGCGGAGAAAGAGGAAGGAGAGGCGGAGGAGGAAACGCAUCGGGAGGAUAGACCUGGCAGCGGGAGCGACGAAGAGGACGAGGAGGACGAUGAGAUGGGGGGUCAGCCAGACAGCCACACAUCAGCCGCCGCCCGCCGCCGCGGCGCAACGGACAAGGCAGCCCGCAAGGCUGCGAAGAAGGCGGCCAAGGAGGCUCAGCGGCAGAAGCGGCAGCAGAGACACGGAGCUGCAACAACAACAACAACAACAGCAGGCAGCCCCGCUGUUGGGGGUAGCCCCCCUGCUGCUGCUGCUGCUGCUGGUAGCGGUGGUGGCGGUGGGGUGCGGCGCGGCGUCAAAGGCGGCAGCGGUGGGCCGGUUGGCGGAGGCGGAGGCGGAGGGCAUGGUGGCAACGGCGGUGCGGUGUUGCCGUCAACGUCGCCGCUCGCAGUGAGUCCAUCCGGGGCCGCUGGCAGGACAUUCCCACCGAGGCGGAGGCCAUCCUCCUCUGCGGCAGCAGCAGCAGCAGCUGCUGGCGGCAGUCCUCCUGGCUGCCGGGCCGCGGGGCCCUUGCUGGUAGCUCAGGACGACGGCGACGGGGUUCCGUUACCGUUGGAAGGCCAGGCGGUACCGCUAUCCCGGGGCAGCCGGGGUCACCGACACCACCACCAACAACAGCACAGCCGGGGCGGGGGAGGCGGCGGCGGCGUGGGUGUUGCAGCUGGCGGCGGUGGUGGAGGUGGAGGAGGGCGUUACGUCAAGCUCAAGAGCGGUUGGGCUGCUGAGAGAGAGGCGCUGAUGGCUGAGUGGGGUCAAUUCGGUAUUAGUGGGCUGCGAUUGGCAAGCUAGGCGGAGGCUGAGGAUAGGAUUGGAGAUUUGCCGUUGCUUUGUUGUCGGCCUGUUUCUGCUGCUCAAGUAUCUGUCCGAGAGUGAUCUGUGCUGUGGAAUGUGGACGCUUUGCGUGAGACGGGAGUUAGAGAUAUGGAUGUUUCCCAAUGACGGUAGGUAACAUUUCCAAUGUUUGACACCGUGAAAGAGCUCCGCCCAGGACCCACACGCAAUGCGUGCCUUACUUCCGAACUCAUCCUCACUCACGGCAUGUACGACACUUGCCGCCGCAUGUGUAACCACAAGUACGACA
Astrephomene gubernaculifera is the source of this 6423-nucleotide messenger RNA. NCBI's taxonomy places the organism in Eukaryota, Viridiplantae, Chlorophyta, Chlorophyceae, Chlamydomonadales, Astrephomenaceae. The record is from the annotation of a GenBank genome assembly.